AUGCCUGUCACGGGAGGAUGCGCGUGUGACGCUGUUAGGUAUACAGCGGAAAUCGACUCUGGAACCAAGACUGUCUGCCACUGUCUCAACUGCCAGAAGCGCACCGCUAGUGCCUUCAGUGUUAACGUAAUUAUUCCUCGCAAAUUCUUUAAGAUUACUCAGGGAACUACCAAGUAUCACACUUACGUUGCCGAUUCGAAGCAGCUAUACCACACUCACUUCUGUGGUAACUGCGGUUCCGCUCUCUAUGGUGAACCAGAGGCGUUCCCUGACACGGUUUCCAUUAAGGCCGGAAGUUUAGACGAGACCUUUACAAAUUUGGGUAUAAUCGAUGCCGAGGCUUUUACUGUGAGGCGCAAGGACUAUCUCAAGCCGCUGGAAGGAGUCAAGCAGGUGGAAGGGAUGAUUUCGCCGUAG
Molecule: messenger RNA, 417 nt
Organism: Fusarium falciforme
Lineage: Eukaryota; Fungi; Ascomycota; Sordariomycetes; Hypocreales; Nectriaceae
Product: CENP-V/GFA domain-containing protein
Exons: 4
Coding region: 1-417 (138 amino acids)
Molecular function (GO): carbon-sulfur lyase activity
Source: RefSeq, a predicted model, not a curated record